Mytilus californianus (California mussel) is the source of this 2988-nucleotide messenger RNA. RefSeq names its product RNA-binding protein 45-like. Bases 25 to 1638 code for a protein of 537 amino acids. The record is from RefSeq and is a predicted model, not a curated record. Lineage: Eukaryota; Metazoa; Mollusca; Bivalvia; Mytilida; Mytilidae. Gene Ontology annotation, molecular function: RNA binding. The transcript has 12 exons.
AUUUUAACGGAUAACAGCGUGGAAAUGGCGAAUUACCAGCCUUACGAUAAAAGACAUAGAGAUCUCCAAGAAGAUGUUCGCCCAGCCAACAGUCGGCUCUUUAUUUUGUGUAGUAAACAAGCAACAGAAGAUAUGUUCCAGAAAGAAUUCGAGCGAUUUGGAGGAAUUGAAGAUAUCUGGGUUGUGAAAGAUAAACGUUCAAACGAAAACAAAGGAGUAACUUACAUUAAAUAUGGAAAAACAUCAGAAGCAGCAUUAGCCAUGGAAGAGAUGAAUGGUAAAUCUCUGGAUGGAGACCCUAAACCGUUAAAGGUGAUGAUUGCAAGUAGUAAAAGAGAAGGAUCCAUCAGAGACCCAAAAGAAGAUGAGAAGAAUCUGAGAUUGUUCGUAAUUGUACCCAAGUCAUAUAGCAGGGAUGAUCUCAGAAAGGAGUUUGAGGAAUUUGGUGAUAUUGAUUCUGUAUCCUUGGUAACAGACAAGUAUUCAGGUGCCAACAAAGGAUUUGGAUAUGUUAGGUUUCAUCGAGCAUACCAUGCUGCUCUGGCUUUUGAAGGGUGUGAUCCAGCAUUUAAGCCUAAGUAUGCUGAUCCCAAGCCUCAAAAAGAGCGAGAACAAGACCUAAUGUUUGAUCCAAGAGAAGUUUAUCCUGGUUAUCAGAGCGGAUACAGGGAUGUCAGGGAGUCUAGAGGGAGUCGUUAUGAGUCUGACAGAGGAGGUCGGUAUGAAGAUAAAAAUUAUCGAAGAGAUAUGCGUGGUGUGGGAGAUUCAAUGCAAGGUAUGAAAAGAGGACAUUCCGAGAUGAUGGAUGACUUUGGUGGAAAUAUGGGAGGAGGAGGAGGUUUCUCUGUGUCAAGCAGUCCAUUAGACAUCUUAGAGAGAUACCCUAGUACAGGAUCAACCCGACUUCAUAUUACAGCUCCUAUUGGAUUAUCCCAGGGUUACCUAACACGCCUAUUUAGCAUCAUCCCAGGACUUGAGUAUUGUGACUUGAAUGAAGCAACAGGACAAGCUUUUGCAAGAUACACCAGCCCUCAGUGUGCUUCAUAUGCCAGAGAUAAAUUGCAUGGUUUUGAGUACCCCAUCGGUAGUCCCUUAGUAGUAAGAUGCACAGAUGAGCAUCAAAGACCUCCUGAUCUACGUUCUUUAGGACAGUCUAGCAUGGGAUUUGACAGUUAUGCUGGUUAUGGAGGUGGAAAGACACAGGGGAAUGACAUGUUCAGAAGGGCAGCUUUGAUCUUAGAAAAUGCAGGAAUUAAUCCAGAUCGUGUUUUGGGUGGACAGCAAGCUUCUCAAGAUACUGAGAGGGUAGGGUACUGUCCCAUACCCCUACCCCCUCCUAAAAAGAUGUUACCUGAUGACACACCUGUUGCAAAAAGAUUGUUUAUUGUGUGUCAGCCGUCAGGAACACCAGAGAAGAUUUUAAGAGAUGCAUUCUGUAGAAUGGGAAAUCUGAUAGAUGUAUAUUUGUUACCAGCAAGAAACUAUGGUUAUGCUAAGUAUGCAACCAUAGAGUCUGCUAUGAAAGCUAUAGAAUUAUUACAUGGACAAAACAUUGGAGGAAAUCGGUUGAAAGUCAUUGAAGCAGAACCUACAAGAAAAGAUUUUGAUGAUGAACCAUAUAAAAAACAAAGAACCUGAAGACAUUUUUACAUGACAGCUGGAGGAAGAGACUAAGACUUUUAACCUACUGACUCACAGCAUUGGACAUAAAAUGAUGAACCGACAAUAGUUUAUGAUUGAGUAUCAAGACAAUAGAGACUUCACCACUUGACAGAUAUAUAUUGUAUACAGACAAACUAAAAGAUCAGACACAAUACUGAAGAGGAUGAUCUACAAUACUUUACAAUACAUGACCAAUGUGACAUCCAGAAGGCUACUGACUUCUUUUACCAUGAAGACACAUAUAAUCCAAAUAAAAAUUACACGUAACUGCUAUCAAAAGAAAUUUGACAAAAUAUUUUGACUUGACAAUCAAAUUUUUCCAAGAUUUAAAAUUAUAAUUUUAUAUUUGAAAAAGUUCAUACUAGGUGCAAAAAUUGGAGAAAAUGUACAUUUUAAUAUGUUAACCUCAUAGACAACAUCAAUGGGUAUUAUUGAAUCAAAUUUUAAUUAAGUUUUAUAUAAAGUGCCAUAGCUUUAUGUCUGAAACACAUUUAAAUUUGUGCUUUUGUGUUAUAUUUCCAUUCUUAACUAUCAUUCACACAAUGGUUUAAUAGACAUGUAUAUUUUUUACCAGAGGAGCUAGUUCACACGUUUUUAUACAGUCUACAGUUAAAACAUAACUGAAAAGAUCAUCUCUCUUUAAAGGGUACUAUUUCCUGAAUAUUGUUUUUUUUUAAUAAACCAUCUAAGAAUGUCUUUUCAGGGAUUGUAACUUAAAAAUUGAAAUUACCAUCUAAAAUUUUUACAUUUUUUUUGGCUGUAUUUCAUUUUACUUAAACAGAUUGAAUUUUCAUAAAAAAAUCUAAACUUUUUAGCAUUGUAUAGUUUCAUGAACAUUUAAUAGUCAGAAACCCUCACAGCACUAUUUUCCAUGUUGUAAUUAAGGUAUUAGUAUGUAAACAAGUAAUUGUAUACUUAUGGAUUAUCCCAUUUAAACAUUACAUACCUCUGUAAGGCAGUCACCUUAAAACAAUUCUAUAUUUGGAUAUAUUUGAAAUUUUGAAAUCUUUUAACUGGUCAACAAGAAACUGAAUAUCACUCUUUAUUUUGAUUUACUUUAAAACCAAACCUUCCUUGGGUAGAUGGAAUUAUAACUAACAGCCCUGAAAACUUUUCAUUGUGAUACUGAAAAUGUACUUAGACUCUUCACUUUACCAUAUUUUGUUUUAAACAUUAUUUUGAAUUACUUUAAAACAUGGGACCUCAUUACUAAAAUUGGUUCAUAUUAUCAUUCAUGUAUAAAAUCAUUACUAUCAUCAUACUUAAUGUUUUUUGUUUCAGUGUUGUUGUAGUCAUAGAUACAAUAAAAUAUUCAGAAUUUUAAAA